This is a messenger RNA of Phytophthora sojae, 393 nucleotides long. RefSeq lists its product as hypothetical. The record is from RefSeq and is a predicted model, not a curated record. The transcript has a single exon. Lineage: Eukaryota; Oomycota; Peronosporomycetes; Peronosporales; Peronosporaceae. Bases 1 to 393 code for a protein of 130 amino acids.
AUGUAUGAUGUGAGUGACGUUAUUCACCGCUUGCGAAUCCUAAAAGAACGCGUGAACGAGGAGCAGGCGCGUCUGUCAAUCGACAAUCCGACCGGGAUAGAGGCAUCGGGGCUGCGCAGGAAGACGAUUCUAGUCUACACCGAAGAUAUACUGGAAAGAUAUCAAGCCACUCACCCACAACCAGCUCCAGCUGCAGCGGCGAAGUUGGUUACGGAAGGAUCUACUCAGUCGAUAUUGCCUAAAGCAGUGCACCGAGAUGGAAAAGUCAAGCCGAAGACGUACAAGAGGGUGCCCAAGCACAUCCUCUACUCGCCUACAGUUCUCUCUCGCUCUCUGAAGCGCUUCAGUCUGACUCGGAAGGUUCCAAUAAUUUUCGGUGCGAUUGACAUGUGA